AUUUAUUUAUUUUAUUUACUUAUUUUUCGCACCAACAAUAAAAAAGAAACUUUUCCAAUGCCAACAGUCAUCGUUUACGGAGGUCUCGGCGCGCUCGGCGCAUCAGUAGUCAGCGUAUUCAAGCGCAACGCCUGGCGAGUGAUCAGCAUCGGCCAUGCCGCCAACACCGAAGCCGACUGCAACAUCACAGUGGCCCACACAACCGCCCUCUCCUCGCAAAGCGAUCAAGUUCACAGCCAACUGACCCCCUUACUCAGCAAAGACCAAAACAUCGACGCAAUCCUGUGCGUCGCCGGGGGCUGGCAGGGUGGGAACGCAGCCAGCGCCAAGUUUGUCGAUAGCGUAAUGGAGUCCCUGCAGCAGUCCGUCUACUCGUCGACGGUUGCCGCCAGCAUUGCCGCGAGGCAUUUGAAGAGCGAUGGUUUGCUGGCUUUGACAGGCGCAGUGGCGGUUGAGGAGCAGGCGGGGACGCCAGGGAUGGUUGGGUACGGGUUGGCGAAGGCGGCGGUGCACCAGAUGGUAGCUAGCUUGGCUGCGCCUAAGAGCGGUGUGCAGGGGCGUGUUGUGGGUAUUUUGCCUGCUACUAUUGAUACCCCGGCUAAUCGCGCGGCGAUGCCCAAGGCGGAUGUGUCGAGCUGGACGCCGCUAGGCGUUAUUGCCGAGCAGCUGUACCAGUGGGCGUCGGGCCAGGCGGAGUGCGAGAACGGCCACCUGUACAAGUUUGUGACUGAGGGCGGCGCAACACGGGUCGAAUGAAGGACGCACACUAAAAUAUUUUACUAUAAAAUUGCUGUUAUAAUUCCAUCUCAUUUCUUUUAAAAAAACA
Messenger RNA from Kickxella alabastrina, 826 nucleotides. Its product is annotated as dihydropteridine reductase-like protein. Gene Ontology annotation, cellular component: cytoplasm. The record is from RefSeq and is a predicted model, not a curated record. The transcript has a single exon. NCBI's taxonomy places the organism in Eukaryota, Fungi, Kickxellomycota, Kickxellomycetes, Kickxellales, Kickxellaceae. Bases 58 to 756 code for a protein of 232 amino acids. Gene Ontology annotation, biological process: L-phenylalanine catabolic process; tetrahydrobiopterin biosynthetic process. Gene Ontology annotation, molecular function: NADPH binding; 6,7-dihydropteridine reductase activity; NADH binding.